Triticum turgidum subsp. durum (durum wheat) is the source of this 450-nucleotide messenger RNA. NCBI's taxonomy places the organism in Eukaryota, Viridiplantae, Streptophyta, Magnoliopsida, Poales, Poaceae. The record is from the annotation of a GenBank genome assembly.
AUGGACAAGCUGAGCGUGCACCACGGGCAGCACAACGGCAUCUCCAAGCCGCCGGUGCACCACCACGGCAAGGGCGGCGGGAAGGGCAAGGGCGGCGGCAAGGGGAUCAAGGUCGUCUACAUCUCCAGCCCCAUGAUGCUCACCGCCAGCGCCGAGGAGUUCCGCGCCAUCGUGCAGGAGCUCACGGGCCGCGACUCCAACGUGGCCGACCACGACCUCCCGGGCGUCCCGUCCUACUACUCCUCCUCGUCCUCCUCCUCCUACUCCUCGUACGGGCGCGCCUCCCCGACGGCCGGGGCUACGGCCGCUGCGGGCGCCCGGGCUUUGCCGCCGGCGAUGCCGUCCACGGCGGACUACGCGGCCGGCGCCGGAGCCAUGCCUCCGCCGUUCCAGAGCAUGUAUGACCAAACGGGAGGCGCCGGCCUGCUUUACGGCCCAGACUACUGGUAG